AUGUUCUGGUCCCUUUUCUUCCUUCCGCUACUUGCCUUAGCGGCCGACAUCACCCCUAUCGUUACGAAAGGUAACGCUUUCUACAAAGAGGGUACUGAUGAGAGAUUCUACAUCAUGGGUAUUGCCUACCAGCCCGGUGCAACCUCCGACCUUUUCGACCCGCUCUCUUCUCCCGAAACAUGCAAGAGAGACAUUAAACACUUCAAGGAUCUUGGUGUCAACACCGUUAGAGUGUAUUCCAUAGACAACACCGGCGACCACGACGAGUGCAUGGAGGCCCUUGCAGAGGCCGGCAUUUACUUGAUUUUGGAUACCAACAUCCCAAAGGCUUCCAUCGCUAGAGAUGAUGGUGCUAACUGUUCUUACAACACCAUGUACCUUAACGAGGUUUUUGCAACCGUUAAGUUGAUGAGUAAGUACAACAACACCUUGGGUUUCUUUGCCGCCAACGAGGUUAUUGAUGACACAAAGACCACCCCAGCCGCUGCUCAGGUCAAGGCUGUUGUUCGUGACAUCAAGACUUUCCAGAGAGCUACCGGUCUUCGUCACAUUCCAGUUGGUUACUCCGCUGCUGAUGUCAGCUCCAACCGUCGUCAGUCCGUGGAGUACUUCAACUGUAACGAUGACGACUUGGCUCGUGUUGACAUGUUUGGAUACAACGACUACUCCUGGUGUGGUGACUCUUCUUUCUCCCGCUCUGGCUACGACAAGAAGGUCGAGGAGUACAGCAACUACUCGGUGCCAUUGUUCCUUUCGGAAUUCGGUUGUAAUGAAGUGACUCCACGUAAAUUCACUGAGGUUGGUGCCAUCUUCUCUGACAAGAUGUCUCCUGUUUUCUCCGGUGGUAUCGCUUACGAGUACACUGAAGAGGAGAACGAGUAUGGUUUGGUCGAGCUCAGCAACGACAACAGCACUGUUUCUAAGAAGGACGACUUUGACUACCUCAAGUCCCAGUUCGCCUCCGUCACUUUGCCAACUGGUGAUGGCGGUGCUCGUACUGACUUGGAUCCAACCACUUGUCCUACUGUCGACAGUGACUGGGAGGCCAGCACGGAUAUCCCUGAUACUCCAAAGGGUGCCUUGAAGUACUUCCAUGGUGCUGAGCCAUCUGGUAAUGGUUUCGAUGCCAACACCCAGUGGGCUUGUGUCGAUGGCGACAACGACAUUGAUGACUCCAGCGACUACAGUGGUGCUUCUGGUUCCUUCACCCCAAGCGCCCGCUCCUCUUCCACCGGUGGCUCCAGCUCUAACUCCAACUCCAACUCGGACUCCACCACCACCAGAAACGUUGCUAACAACAUCGGCGCCAUCUCCGGUUUCGCCUCAUUGAGUGCUUUCAUCUUCGCUCUUAUUGUCUAA
This is a messenger RNA of Candidozyma pseudohaemuli, 1359 nucleotides long. It is a transcript of the gene PGA4, whose product is annotated as 1,3-beta-glucanosyltransferase. NCBI's taxonomy places the organism in Eukaryota, Fungi, Ascomycota, Pichiomycetes, Serinales, Metschnikowiaceae. Gene Ontology annotation, biological process: fungal-type cell wall (1->3)-beta-D-glucan biosynthetic process. Gene Ontology annotation, cellular component: fungal-type cell wall; cytoplasm. The transcript has a single exon. Bases 1 to 1359 code for a protein of 452 amino acids. Gene Ontology annotation, molecular function: 1,3-beta-glucanosyltransferase activity. The record is from RefSeq and is a predicted model, not a curated record.